Messenger RNA from Balaenoptera musculus (blue whale), 1917 nucleotides. Its product is annotated as cathepsin G-like. Gene Ontology annotation, biological process: proteolysis. Gene Ontology annotation, molecular function: serine-type endopeptidase activity. The record is from RefSeq and is a predicted model, not a curated record. Lineage: Eukaryota; Metazoa; Chordata; Mammalia; Artiodactyla; Balaenopteridae. The transcript is spliced from 14 exons. Bases 1042 to 1794 code for a protein of 250 amino acids. Gene Ontology annotation, cellular component: cytoplasm; intracellular membrane-bounded organelle.
GUGUAGAAAAAACCUUUGACCUAAAGUUCGAAGCUGCUCAAUCCUCCGGCUUCUGGCUGUCUCUUCAGUGUGGUGGAUACGUAGUACAAGAGAAUCCGCCCAGAGAAAUGAGUGACAGAUGAUCUUCUCUGCCUCUCAGAUCAAAGCUCCACAGAUGACACAUCACACACCCACCCCUUUCAAGGCUUAUGGAAUGCCUGACGCUGGGAGGAGAGAGCAGCAGAGAGAGGAGACACACGCUCAGGGUGACCAUUAUAGACCUUUGUGAGGGAGAAGAAGGACAAGGGCCAGCCCUUUGGAGCCAGAGGUGUCAGAGGGAAGGGGGAAGUGCUGGUGUCUCAGGUGGGUGCUGUUCUCUGUCUCCCAUGGAAAGGAUGGGUUCAGGCCCCUGGGAACUGAAGGCCAGUGUUCCUGAAAAGCACAUAGAGGAAGUGGCCCAGAGAACUGGGUGGGACCCUGAAGAGCACGGCAGCCAGCUCGGCCUCAGAUGCCAUGCCGUCGUGUUUCACCUCGGAUUUCCCCCACUCCCAUUCUGCACCUGCUCGACUCUCCUCUGUCACCGUGCAGGACAAGCUCUCCAGGUUCCUGUCUCAACCGUCUUCAUAGCCCCUUCCAGAUGGAAUGACCCCAACACUCACCAGCUUCACCUCUGGAGCAGAGGAGGAAGAGCAGCAGGGGGAGAGGAAGAUGAUGCAUCUUCUCAGAGAGGCCGUCCAGGACAGAGGUUCCCCCAGAGAUGCCCUCUGUUUUGCUGGAGACAAGGUUGAGUCCUGAACUCCUGAGUCUUGGCUUCAGGGAUGAGCUCUCAAGCCUGGUGCCUCAUCUGUGGUGGGAGAUGGAGGGAUCAUGUCUUUCCCAGAGAACCUUCUGGAACAUAAAGGCCUUCGCCUUGAGUAGGAAGCAGGAAAACAGAAGUCGUCCACAGUGUCAAGAUUUCACUGAGAGUUUGCUGGGGCUCAAGUGACCUGAGAGUGUAAUGGGGCUCAAAGUCUGGCAGGAGGAAGCACCAGCAGCAACUGACUGGGCAGACUUCCCAGGAAGAUGCAGCCACUCCUGCUCCUGGUGGUCCUUCUCCUGCCGCCCAGGGCUAGGGCAGGGCAGAUCAUCGGAGGCCAAGAGGCCAGGCCCCAUUCCCACCCUUACAUGGCAUAUGUUCAGAUCCCAACUCCACGUCCGAAAACUUGUGGGGGGUUCCUGGUGCGAGAAGACUUUGUGAUGACAGCAGCUCACUGUUUGGGAAGCCAAAUAAGUGUCAUCCUGGGGGCCCACAACGUCAGUAGGUUGGAAAGGACUCAGCAGCGCAUACCGGUGCUCAGAGCCAUCCCCCACCCCAGGUACAAUCAGCAGAACAACCAGAAUGACAUCAUGUUACUGCAGCUGAGGAGCAGAGUCAGACGUAAUCGAGCUGUGAGGCCGGUGGCUCUGCCUCAGACCCAGAACAGGCUGAGUGCUGGGACCCUGUGCACCGUGGCCGGCUGGGGCCUUGUCGGCCUGGACAGGAGAACAGACACUCUCCAGGAUGUAUGGAUCAGAGUGCAGAGGGGUGAGGAGUGCAGUAGACUCUUCAUGUUCUACACUGACCGAACACAGAUUUGUGUGGGCGACCCAAGAGAGCGGAAAUCCGCCUUCCUGGGGGACUCCGGGGGCCCCCUUGUGUGUAACAACGUGGCCCAGGGCAUCGUCUCCUACGGAAAGAGGAUUGGGACUCCUCCAGCAGUCUUCACCAGGAUUUCCAGCUUCCUGCCCUGGAUACGGAGAACGAUGAGACGCUUCAAAGAGUGGGGGCUGGAGUGACACGCCCUGUCACUGACUCCCCUUCUCUGGGGCAGAGCCCAGAUCCAGGGCGGUUCCCAGAGCCUUAAUAAACAUCCACAUCUAGAGUGGAAAUAACCGAUUUCUCAUUUGUUCAUUAAACAU